GCAAUAAUCCCGGCCGCCAUCUUGAAACCGGGUGAUAGUGAGCUCCGUGGCGGCGUCCGCGGCUUCCGGUUUGCUGGGUUUCCGCCCUCCCGCGAGGCCAGAGCGGCGGCCGGUAUCGGCGGGGGCGGAGCUGUUGGCGGGUGCUGCGCGAUUCCGAGCUUGAAGGAGAAGGAGAAGAAGAAGAAGAAAGGCCCUCGUUCCAUGCAAGGCGAGAAAGACGCCAUGGGCGAAGUGCUGCAGAAGAAGUUACAGGCAGAGCUGGAGAAAUAUCAGCAGAUGCAGAAAGAUCUGAGCAAAUGCAUGACCGCCCGUCAGAAGCUGGAGGCUCAGUUGACGGAGAACCAUGUAGUGAAGGAGGAACUGGACCUGCUGGACUCCUCUAACGCGGUCUACAAGCUCAUCGGGCCGGUGCUGGUGAAGCAGGACAUGGAGGAAGCCAAAGCCACCGUCGGAAAGAGGCUGGACUACAUCACAGGGGAGAUCAAGCGCUAUGACACCCAGAUUCAGGACUAUGAGCGGAAGUCGGAGCAGCACCGGGAGGCCCUGGGCCGGCUGCAGCAGGAAUUCCAGCGGACGCAGGGCAAGGUGUCCGUCAAGACUUGAAGAGGCAGCGUGGAAGGAGGGGUGGGCUGGCUGGCGCCCCCAGGCCCGCCAUUCAGGCCUUUUGGAUCCCUUCAAAUAAAAUUCUGCUGGACCUUU
Molecule: messenger RNA, 699 nt
Organism: Crotalus tigris (Tiger rattlesnake)
Lineage: Eukaryota; Metazoa; Chordata; Lepidosauria; Squamata; Viperidae
Gene: PFDN6
Product: prefoldin subunit 6
Exons: 5
Coding region: 202-603 (133 amino acids)
Biological process (GO): chaperone-mediated protein complex assembly; protein folding
Cellular component (GO): cytoplasm; prefoldin complex
Molecular function (GO): protein-folding chaperone binding
Source: RefSeq, a predicted model, not a curated record